AACAACAACAACAACAACAACUUCUGCGUUGUCUGUUAAAAGGCGCAUCCUUGUUUCGGUGUCCUUUCUGUGUCUCUUUGUGUAUGUGUGUGUGCAUGUGUUUGUAUGCGUAUGCGUGUAAGCGUAUGUAAUCCAAGCAAAUCUGUCACGUGUUGUGGAUAUCUUUGUUUGGCCUACCCAAAACUCUCCGACGAUGGGAAUUUAUUGAAAAGGACGACGGCGAUAAAAGAAAAAAAAAAACAGAACAGAACAAGAUAAAUAAACGAAAAGCAGAAAGCAAAGACAAAUCGUUUGGGAAAGGCAACCAAAUCGAAUAUGGCGAAUGGCCAGAGAAAAAGCCAGUGGACGGAGCAUGGAAAAUGUUAUAAAUAACUUCUAGCACAACGAAAGAGUAAACCAAUUCACAUUAAAUGCCACACAGACAAGCUAAAUAAACAAAUGCAUUUGUCAAACGAAAUGGCAAUAGGACUCAACUCAACUUCACAAAACAAAAUAUGCAAAAACAAGAGAAACUCGACAUAAAACCAAAACUGAAUAUAUGAAAACUUUUGUGCAAUAAAAUUGGCCAUAAAAACUAUAUAUAUCUCAUAUAAGAAUCGACUUCCCGCAUUCUUCUUGGCCACUCCCCAUUUAUUUAAGCCCAACUCGUCGUCAGUGUGAAAGUGAAAAUUGUUUACACCGCAUAAAGUAAAAAAAUAUACAAGAGAUACAAGAGAAAAACAUUUAACCAUAUCUUUUGCCAUCUCAGCAGGAAUACGGAGAAAACAAAAAACAAAACGUCUGAAUGUUAUAUCUAUAUCUCAGCUGGCGGAUUGCACCCGCAUCGUUUCAGCAUUGGUUUCAUUGAGUGAAAGUGCCGAUUUGCACAUUAUUUCUAUGUAAGUGAACACUUUACCCAAAACGAGGGAUAAAGCAAUGCGCCUGUGAGAGAAAUUCUUCAAAAUGCGAAUAUUCAAAUUGGGCCUAAGGCCCGCACAAAAUUGCCCACAAAUGACACAAUUGCUUAUUGGAGGCAUUGUCUACAUGAUAUUUGCAUCGCAUUCAGCAGCGUCAGGAGCAACAUCAGCCAGUUUCGAUGAGAGCGGCGACACAUCAUCAUUAUCAUCUCUGUCAUCGUCAUCAGCAUCAUCAUCGUCAUCGUUAGAAUCGUCGUCCACCGCAUUUGCUGCCAUUGCCAGCUCCAGUCUGACUCAAGUGUCUUCAUUGCUGCCCGAGGUGGCCGCCCUGUCGGCAACAGCAACUAUGGUCGAGCCAUAUCUGGAUGGCUAUGCCACAUCCAAUGUGACCACACAAAUUGGAACACAUGCGUAUCUGCCCUGUCGGGUAAAGCAACUUGGCAACAAAUCUGUAUCCUGGAUACGUUUACGUGAUGGCCAUAUAUUAACAGUCGACAGAGCUGUCUUCAUAGCCGAUCAACGUUUUUUGGCCAUCAAGCAACCAGAUAAAUAUUGGACACUGCAAAUAAAAUAUGUGCAGGCUCGCGAUGCCGGCGCCUAUGAGUGUCAAGUGUCGACAGAGCCAAAAGUUAGCGCUCGUGUCCAGCUUCAUGUUGUGGUUCCCCGCACUGAGAUUUUAGGCGAACCAGAUCGUUACGUGAAGGCUGGCAGCAAUGUGGUGCUACGUUGUAUUGUUCGUGGUGCUCUCGAACCACCCACAUUCAUAAUGUGGUAUCAUGGGGCCGAGCAAUUGGCCGCCGACUCUCGACGCCAUCGCACGCAAUUGGAUCCGAAUUUGCCAGAGGCCAAUGGCGAGGGUCAGAGCACGAUUGGCUCAUUAAUCAUUGAGUCGGCCAAGAAGCGGGACACUGGCAAUUACACAUGUAGCCCGUCAAAUAGUCCCAGUGCAACGGUAACGCUCAACAUAAUAAAUGGUGAAUCAUCGGCAUCGGCGGUCACUUCAUCGGCACCCACAACCCGGGGAUACACUCUCUGCAUUAUGGCUCUAUUACUUAGUGUCAUUAUUAUCGGCGAUGGACAUCGAACAUGACAUGUUCCAGCCAAAUCAGGCUAAAAAUUAGAAACUUCUAAAGAAUAUGCAUUCAAAAUCAGAGAGAUUAAAAGUUAAAGUGAAACUCUGCCAACAUAAAAUGAUUAAUAUUACAAAGAAAGAAUUAACAAAAUAAUCGUAUGCAUGUUGUAAGCAAAAUGAUUUUACCUUAUAAACAAAAGCAGAGAGAUAAAAAAAAUACAACAAAAUCAAACAAAACUUUAAGAAUUU
Molecule: messenger RNA, 2217 nt
Organism: Drosophila willistoni
Lineage: Eukaryota; Metazoa; Arthropoda; Insecta; Diptera; Drosophilidae
Gene: dpr11
Product: hemicentin-2
Exons: 8
Coding region: 943-1986 (347 amino acids)
Biological process (GO): synapse organization
Cellular component (GO): neuron projection membrane
Source: RefSeq, a predicted model, not a curated record